AUGAAGCUCCUUUGUUUUCCUAUUCUUUUUUGUUUAUUCUUUGUGAGCAUCGUUCAUGCCAAUUCAAUCCGAUCACCAGGAAAACCACUCUCAGUCAUCCCCCGAGGUCUCGAUAAUGAUCUUGGGCACAAAAAUUCAAGUUCAAGUUCCCAUGGAAAUCAUGGCAAAGGAAACCCAUGUGCAGGGAACACACCGAAUGACCGAUCAGUAUGGUGUGAUUAUAAUAUCGACACAGACUAUUCACAAAUAGCUCCAGAUACAGGGGUAACUCGAGAGUAUUGGCUUGAGAUCAAACAAGUCAUGCUUGCCCCUGAUGGGUUUGAGCGUCCAGUCUGGACUAUAAACGGCACCGUGCCUGGACCAACCAUCAUUGCAGAUUGGGGUGAUUGGGUUGUUAUCCAUGUUACCAAUAAUCUUGGUCCCCAACGAAAUGGAACAACACUGCAUUGGCAUGGUAUUCGCCAAAACUAUACAAGUGAGAUGGAUGGUGUUCCCUCGAUUACACAAUGUCCUAUCACUCCUGGAAAAACAAUGACUUAUAAAUGGCGUGCUGAGCAGUAUGGGUCAACAUGGUACCAUGCGCAUAUUGGGCUGCUAGCUUGGGAAGGUGUCUAUGGUGGGAUUGUUAUCAAUGGACCCGCAACAGCAAACUACGAUGUGGAUAAGGGAUCUCUGUUUUUGGGUGACUGGACGCAUCGAACAGUGGAUGAGCUUUACGUUGACCAGGAGAUCAAUGGACCUGCACAGAAUUUGUCCAAUGGUCUCAUUAAUGGGACCAAUGUUUAUCAACCAACACCAAGCGAUGUUAGCACUGGACACCGCUUCACGAUGAAAGUGAAUCAGGGAACUUCUUACCGACUACGCUUAGUCAGUCCAUCUAUCGACACAUUUUACCAGUUCAGUAUCGACGGUCACAGUCUAGAAGUGAUCGCCAUGGAUCUUGUCCCAAUUGUACCAUUCAAAACGGAUGUGAUUAACAUUGCCAUGGGCCAACGUUACGAUGUUAUUGUUACAGCAAACCAGGGACACAUCGCUGAGUCUUUCUGGAUGAGAGCCGUGCCCACGUUUCCAUGUUCAGGAAAUGAUAUGGCGGACAAUAUUCGAGGCAUUAUGCACUAUGGUCAAAAUGCCGAGAUACCCACAACUAAAGGUUUUCCAGUAUACAUUGGCUGUAACGAUAUUCCCAUGAAGGAUCUCGUUCCAUGGGUGAAACAGGACGUGGCAGCACCAUUUUUCGAAGAGAGCCUCGAUGUCACUUUUGCAAAAAAUAAAGACAACUACUUCCGCUGGGAGUUCAACUCUUCAUCACUGAAUAUUAGCUGGGAAGACCCAACGCUUCUGUCAAUUUACAACGAUGAAAUGGACUUUACGAAUACGAGCAAUGUGAUUGAGUUACCGGGAAAGAAUCAAUGGGUAUAUCUUUUGAUCAACACCACUCUCCCAGUUGCGCAUCCCAUCCAUUUACACGGUCAUGAUUUCUCCAUCCUAGGUCAAGGGAUAGGUGUCUUCGAUGGCUACUUAGUUACCAAAAAUCCGCCACGUCGAGAUACAGCGAUGUUACCGGCAGCUGGGUGGCUACUUGUUGCAUUCCAAACCGAUAACCCGGGUGCAUGGUUAAUGCAUUGUCACAUUGGUUGGCAUGUGAACGAGGGACUUGCGUUGCAGUUUGUUGAGAGGUAUGAUGAAAUUCGGGGAACCAUCGAUUACGACUUACUUGACGAUACUUGUUCAGCGUGGAGAACAUAUGAUGCGACCAAAGAUAUUGUACAGGAGGAUUCAGGUGUUUAA
This is a messenger RNA of Penicillium malachiteum, 1788 nucleotides long. RefSeq names its product Multicopper oxidase type 3. Gene Ontology annotation, molecular function: oxidoreductase activity; copper ion binding. The record is from RefSeq and is a predicted model, not a curated record. The transcript has 2 exons. Lineage: Eukaryota; Fungi; Ascomycota; Eurotiomycetes; Eurotiales; Aspergillaceae. Bases 1 to 1788 code for a protein of 595 amino acids.